Molecule: messenger RNA, 2808 nt
Organism: Chlorocebus sabaeus (green monkey)
Lineage: Eukaryota; Metazoa; Chordata; Mammalia; Primates; Cercopithecidae
Source: RefSeq, a predicted model, not a curated record
ACCGCGCCCAGCCGAUGCUUUUCUUUUAUAUUUGUGGUAAUCGAAAUUUAGAAUUAGUGAGAUUUUAAAGAUCAUCUAACUCCAAUUUGGGGAAACUUUGGAAUUAUUUUUUUGCAUUCCAUCAUUCAUCAAAUAUAUAUUGAGCACCUGCAGCUGCUGUGUACCAACACUGGGGUUCGAGCUGUGUAGCAUAGAGAGACCUACCUGGUUGCCCUUUUUGAGCUGCAGUCUAGUUUGGGAGACGAACAAUAAAUAACUGUAUAAAUAAAACCUGAUAUUGAAACUGGAUAAGUGCCAUGAUAUUUGUACUUUUGACACUAUGAAUGCUUACUAAAGAAGGAUUUAGAGAAAUUGAGGUAAACUUUUGAAAAGGUGAUAGUUGAUAUCUGAAAGAGAUGAGGAGUCAAGGUAUAGCUUUUUCAAGACAGGAAAUAGUAUUUGUAAAGAUCUGGUGGCCUGAGGAAUAUAGCUUUUUCAGGGAAAGAAAAAGCAAAGAGUAGUGUGAAGUGAGGUUGUAAGAGGCCAGAUCACAUAGGGCCUUGGAGUUUUGUCUUUAUCUUAAGAGCAAUCAGAAACCAUUGAAAUACUUAAGCCAAGUGAGGUGAUCAGCUUUACAUUUUCAGAUUCAGUCUAGAUGUAAUACGGACAAUUGAAGAAGGCAAGAGUGGAUGAGAGUAGUGGAGUAAUGCAAGCAAGAAAUGUUGGGAAGUAGUUAUAGAGAUAAGGAGAAAUAGAUUCAAGGGAUAUUUAGGAAAUAAAAUGGGCAGGAUCUGUGGGAUAGGGGGAAGGAAUUGCUAAAGAUGACUUGUAGGUUUCUGAAUUGCUUAGCUGGAUAGAUGUCAUUCACUGAAUUAGAAAAAUUUAGAAGUUUGGUUUUGUACAUGUUGAAUUACAGGUGCCUUUCAGGCAUUUAGGAGGUGUAAAAUGGGAAAUAGUGAUCUGGAUCGGAGAGUCAAGGCCUAGGGUAAAGAUGAAAAUCAGGGAGUCAUCAAUAAAUAAGUUCUUAUUAAAACUAUGCAUAAAUGAAUGAAGAAGCCCUAGGAUGGAGUCUUGGAUACUUAAUGGCCAGGUUAGAAGAUAAACCUGCAAGGAAAAUCCAGGAGGAGUGCCCAGAAAGGGAGGAAAGCCAGAGGAAAAGAUGCUAGAACCACAGGAGAAUGGCAUGAUUGACCUACCAGAUUAUGAGCAUGUAGAAGAUGAAACUUUUCCUCCUUUCCCACCUCCAGCCUCUCCAGAGAGACAAGACGGUGAAGGAAUUGAGCCUGAUGAAGAGUCAGGAAGUGGAGCACUUGUUCCUGUACCUCCAAAGAGAACAGUUAAAAGAAAUAUACCCAAGCUGGAUGCUCAGAGAUUAAUUUCAGAGAGAGGGCUUCCAGCCUUAAGGCAUGUAUUUGAUAAAGCAAAAUUCAAAGGUAAAGGUCAUGAGGCUGAAGACUUGAAGAUGCUAAUCAGACACAUGGAGCACUGGGCACAUAGGCUAUUCCCUAAACUGCAGUUUGAGGAUUUUAUUGACAGAGUUGAAUACCUGGGAAGUAAAAAGGAAGUUCAGACCUGUUUGAAACGAAUUCGACUUGAUCUCCCUAUUUUACAUGAAGAUUUUGUUAGCAAUAAUGAUGAAGUUGCGGAAAAUAAUGAACAUGAUGUAACUGCUACUGAAUUAGAUCCCUUUCUGACAAACUCAUCUGAAAGUGAGAUAUUUGCUUCUGAGUCAAGUAGAAGCCUAACAGAAGAGCAACAACAAAGAAUUGAGAGAAAUAAACAACUGGCCUUGGAAAAAAGGCAGGCAAAGCUGCUGAGUAAUAGUCAGUCCCUAGAAAAUGAUAUGUUAAUGAAUACAGCCAGGGCACACAUGGUUGAAGCGGUUAAUACUGAUGAAGAUCAAAAGGACGAGUCAAAUGGAUUAAACGAAGACAUUCUAGACAAUCCAUGCAAUGAUGCUAUUGCUAAUACUUUAAAUGAAGAAGAGGAAUUAAAAUUAGAGGAAACACUGCUGGACCAGUCUUUUAAAAAUGUGCAACAGCAACUUGAUGCUACAUCCAGAAAUAUUACUGAAGCUAGAUAAGUUUCCAUUAAGAGAAAAUGUAUCUGUUAAGUCAUCAUCCUGCAAGCUUGGCGUUACUAUGUAUUUUUUCUUCUUGGAGUGAAAAUCCUUAGGUAGUAAAACUUUUACAGAUUAUUGUUUAAAAUCUGGUAAUCUGGUAUUUAUUUAUAAUUAUGCUUGUCACUUUAGUUAAAUCUAUUUGUUCUCUUUAGUGUUGGGUUUUAUAUAGAUAUUUCUUCAUAAAAUGAUUAGUAGGUAAUAAGGAGUUUCUGCUGCUGGUCUGUCAUUGAAUGCCUUGUUUUCACUAAGUUUGGAGGUUUUGUUUCUGUUGUUUACUGCUCCUUGCAAAACAGGGUUAACCCAUGGAUAGUGUGCCCAGAAUAGUCUGGGUGAAGUUUGUUUGUUUGUUUUGAGACAGUCUCGUUCUGUCAGCCAGGCUGGAGUGCAGUGGCACAAUCUCGGCUCACUGCAGCCUCCACCUCCUGGGCUCAAGCAAUUCUGCCUCAGCCUCCCGAGUAGCUGGGAUUACAGGCAUGUGCCACCACGCCCGGUUAAUUUUUGUAUUUUCAGUAGAGACAGGGUUUCACCAUGUUGGCCAGGCUGGUCUCGAACUCCUAACCUCAGGUAAUCCGGCCCCCUUGGCCUCCCAAAGUGCUGGGAUUACAGGCGUGAGCCACCGCGCCCAGCCUGGGUGAAGUUUUAAGAUGUACAUAUAUUCAAUAUUAAUGUCAUUUUUUUAAAAGAAGUAAAAAUUAUCUUAAAAACUA